This is a messenger RNA of Emiliania huxleyi CCMP1516, 450 nucleotides long. RefSeq lists its product as hypothetical. The transcript has a single exon. NCBI's taxonomy places the organism in Eukaryota, Haptophyta, Isochrysidales, Noelaerhabdaceae. Bases 1 to 450 code for a protein of 149 amino acids. The record is from RefSeq and is a predicted model, not a curated record.
AUGCCGCCUCACCAGCCACUCUUCCUCAUCGCCAGCCUGCACGCCGUCGUCAUGAGCUCCUUCGCGCUCUGCCUAUCUCUCGCGGACCUGACGGCUGCCUUGGCUCCCCUCUACGGUGCACAGCGCGCAGCCGCUGUGUCAUCAGGCUUCGCAAAGGACUGUUUUGAGGGUCUGCAGGCGCUGAUCCUCCUCUUUGCCUUUGGCUACGCGCGCCUGUACUUCGAUGGCCCUGAGCGACAGCCUCUUAUGCUCUGCUUUGGCGGUGUGGGCAAGGUUGGGGUCGCGGCCUGGCUCACGCGGGUGCACUGCACGAUCCGCGCCUGCGAUCCCUCGCCGUUCCCACCGGCACUGCAUCUGCUCGGCACUUUACCAGACGCCCUGCUUGGGCUCUGCUUUCUGAGGGAGUGGCGGCGACUAGGCUACGCGCUCUGUGAGACGAAGAGAAUGUGA